This is a messenger RNA of Gryllus bimaculatus (two-spotted cricket), 279 nucleotides long. The record is from the annotation of a GenBank genome assembly. NCBI's taxonomy places the organism in Eukaryota, Metazoa, Arthropoda, Insecta, Orthoptera, Gryllidae.
AUGCCGCCUGUCCCUCCCGGAGCCGCAUGCCUCGUGAUACUAUCGCAUCGCAAUGACCGCCUCGACAGCGAGGACUUGCGAGCGUCUGCCGCGCUAGUAGGAACAAGGCGUCCAAAGCGAGCAGCCACACCUGGCGCAGGCAGAAAGACCCGCCUGGGGGAUGAGGCGCAGAGACCGACGUGUUUCCUUUCAUCAGGAUAUGGGUUCGCGAACUCAAUAAGAUUAAUGAAAGCACUGAAAGACAAGAGAACUCUUCCCCACGAAGUAAGAAACACUUGU